AUGUGCACUCUACGCGGUACAUUACAAUUAGUAGCCAUUCUUAUGGCGAUCUAUAUCGCUACUUAUGGCGUCACCACCGCGCGUGAGAUUAUCCAAGAUCACUUCGAUGACGAUCUGCAGGUAGCCGCCAGUCACCAUCACGAGAGCGGUGGUGGUGAAGAACAUCACUCUGAUCAUCAUCACAAACAUGGUGAACAUGGUCACAAGGGUUACAAGCAUCACGAUCAUCACGGGAAAGGUGAAAAAGGGCAUCACCAUAAAGAGGGCCAUCACGGACAUCACGAUGAGCACGAAGGACAUAAGAAGCACCAUCAUCAUGACGAUGGUUACCAUGAAGAGCAUCAUAAGGGCGAGAAGGGAGAAAAGGGCCACAAGUUUCACGAGAAGGGCCACUUUGGCAAGGGCCACAGCACUCACGGUCAUCACGAAGUGAAAAAGCAUGACGAGUACAAAAAGGAUAAGGAAUUCUUCGACGAGUACCACGAUCAUGGACAUCACGAGGACCAUGGUGGCCAUCAUCAUGAGCAUGGUCACAAGAAGGGCGGCCACUUCAAGAAAGGUCAUCAUGAUCACCAUCAUCAUGAGGGUCAUCACGGUAAGAAGGGUCAUCACGAGAAGGGUCACCAUCAUCACGAUCAUAAGGGUCACAAGGGCCACGGUGAUCACGAGGAGCAUCAUCAUCAUCAUCACGAUCACGGCAAGAAGGGUGGUCACGAGCAUCAUAAGGAAUGGGGAUUCAAAAAGGGACAUUGA
This is a messenger RNA of Ooceraea biroi (clonal raider ant), 753 nucleotides long. Its product is annotated as histidine-rich glycoprotein. The record is from RefSeq and is a predicted model, not a curated record. Lineage: Eukaryota; Metazoa; Arthropoda; Insecta; Hymenoptera; Formicidae.